Molecule: messenger RNA, 1018 nt
Organism: Melospiza georgiana
Lineage: Eukaryota; Metazoa; Chordata; Aves; Passeriformes; Passerellidae
Product: histone H2A type 2-C
Exons: 1
Coding region: 88-477 (129 amino acids)
Cellular component (GO): nucleosome
Molecular function (GO): protein heterodimerization activity; DNA binding; structural constituent of chromatin
Source: RefSeq, a predicted model, not a curated record
CGGAGGGCUGAGGGCGGCGGUGUCGGUGUCGCUGCGUGUCGGUGUCGGCGGUGCUUUGUGUGCGGAGCGAGCGAGGAGCGCGGCAAGAUGUCGGGUCGCGGGAAGCAGGGCGGCAAGGCGCGGGCCAAGGCCAAGUCGCGCUCGUCGCGGGCCGGGCUGCAGUUCCCCGUGGGCCGCGUGCACCGGCUGCUGCGCAAGGGCAACUACGCGGAGCGCGUGGGCGCGGGCGCGCCGGUGUACCUGGCGGCCGUGCUGGAGUACCUGACGGCCGAGAUCCUGGAGCUGGCGGGCAACGCGGCCCGCGACAACAAGAAGACGCGCAUCAUCCCCCGCCACCUGCAGCUCGCCAUCCGCAACGACGAGGAGCUCAACAAGCUGCUGGGCAAGGUGACGAUCGCGCAGGGCGGCGUGCUGCCCAACAUCCAGGCCGUGCUGCUGCCCAAGAAGACGGAGAGUCACAAAGCCAAGAGCAAGUAAAGCGGUCGGCGGAAGCGUGCGGAGCCCAGAAGCGAACCCAAAGGCUCUUUUCAGAGCCACCCACAGUCUCGAGAAAGAGCUUGAAAUGCUGCGGCCUCGGUGGCUCGGCAAAGGGAAGGGAAGGGCGGCUGUUUGUCUCUGUGUGUGUGUGUAUGUUGUGUGUUCCCUGUAUUUGCCCUGGCCGGUUGUGUCGGGCUGCGUGUUCAUUGCUGGUACGGGAUGGGUGGGAUCGCUCAGUUUCCGGCGCGCAGGGAGCCGCUGUCCCGGGCCGAUGGGGGAGGAGGGAGCGCGGGAUGUGCCGGAGCCAAUCGCGUCCCGCGCGCGCUUUUGGAAAUGGCGCGGGCGCCAAAGCCGCCCUGGCCACGGCCCGGGGCUCCCGCGGGCGGCAGCGGGAAGAGGCUCCUCCAGAGGCUCCCUACCGUGGGCGCUGUAGCUGGUUCUCCUGCUGCCUUUGGGUUACGGGCCAGGGGGAAUAAGGAAAACAAUGCUGCGGCGCCUUGUUGUGCAGAACUUCGGCUUAGAGCGGUUUGCUCAAAUUUUU